UGGAAAGAAUUAAUCAAUUUUAGUAACGCAUCAAAGGCCUCGGCAGCCUACAACAGCUUUGCUUGUCACGAUUUUGGCAUCUUGAGCUCGGAGCCUCUUUCAUCCAGUAUCUGUCCUGCGUGGGAGAUUUCAUCCCUCUACUAGUAAUAUGUACAUCCGUGGCCCCUAUCGGUCAGCAUCUUUGAUUUCGCUUAGCGGGCCGCUGCCACGUCGGGACAGAGAGGCCAUGCCCCGCCCAUGCAUCGCGGCCCCGAUGGACAGCCCAGAGCUGUGCCUCAACGUCCGAGCUGCGUAGAGCUCGGUCGCCCUCUUCCUUGGGGGUCCUGGCCGCCGACGCCAGGGGGCAACCCCAGAGCAUGUGAACAGUAGAAUGAAUUUAAUUCAUAAAGCAGUUCAAUGGACCCCCAGGGUUACGGACAAGUGCGGCGCAAGAUUCUAGCCCGGACUCGGACACAAUGGCACGCUGUGCUUCUAUCCUUCGUCCUCAUCGCUUGCUUCCUGAUGGUCAUCAUUUUUCUUUACUACUGGAACGAAAGAAUGACGGGGAAGUCCAAGGAAUUUCGCCCUCAACGCCUCAGGGGACCCUUUGGACUUGCGGAGACUUCUGGGCCAAAUAUUGAAGUGACAGAUGAACGUGGAAAAAUAAUACCGCAGGCUAGAGCAAAGGUCGAGCCACUGCCGACAACGAUCACCGAGAGAACGGAGAAGUACACGGGCGAGUACUUCGCGCCGCGUCUGGUGGCAACGGAGACCGCUUCGGCGGAGUGUAACACACCAGUGUGCCGUGUCCUCCACAAGUGGUUCGUGUCAACGGUGGUCUCUCAGGCAAAUCCUUGCCGAAAAAGGAACAGAUUUACCUGCGACAACUCAAUGAGCUUGCCCCAUUUUGGACCUUCAGUUAAUAAGGUACCUGCCGUCAAUAGGAAACUCGCAAGCACCGAAGGUACCGAGGCAGUAGCCAACGCUAUGGCCGUCAAAUCGCAAAGCAAGAAGCAGCCACAAGACAGCAACCAACUGCUCCAGUCGUGCUUUCAGUACGCAAUGACGCAAAAAGAGGGUGUGGAAGACCUACAGCUGUUCCUGUCACACUUCAACCUUGAAUUUCGCAACAUUGUUGAAGACAGCAAAGAGUGCCCGUUGACCCGGAUGAUGGAGCUGUCACUAGAUUAUGGUGUGGAUGUUCCGGUGUCCUUCACGAGGAAGCACAAUGUCACUGGGGAUGGUUCGCAAGCAUUUGUGCUUCAGAUCAACCUAAACCAAGAAGUAAACGAAUUUUUCAUGGCCUUGGAUGGCUUGGAUGAAACAGAAGUGAAGGAGUUUUACAAGCUCUGCCUCAGCCAGUAUGCUCUACUCCACGACACUAGCUUUGCAGAAGAGCUGAUAGACGCCGACGAUGAGAUUGCAGACAUUGUCAACCGACCGGCUAAUCCCAAUGGUCUCGCAAGCAUAGACGUCGCGGCCUUGUCCGAGCACACGGGUGUUGCAGCAGGUCGAUGGAGGCAGUUGUUGGACCUGUACCACAGUCGUUCACAGGUCGGUCAGCACGGCAACGUCACGGCCGACGAGCGCGCUCUAGGCCUGUUGGCGUACAUGUUGCGACCCGGCGACAAUUUGAGAAUGCGGCGCCUCUUGGCGUGGCACGUCCUGCUCUACCUAGUGGGCCCGAAGGCGGAGGUCCUGAAGGCACUGCAUGGGACGCAGGGAGAACGAGGUGCCCCUCACCACGACGUAUUCGUGGGAUAUGCAAAACAACGGUGCGAACGCAUGAUGACGAAAUUGGAUGGCGUCCGGUACCGAGCUAUCGACAUCUUGGAAGGUGACGUUGCCGUUCCUGUCGAGAUCAUCGCUAAAGUGGCAAUAUUCAUGGCCCAGUUCCAGAGUGCGAUGGCUUUCGUCUACAGCAGCUCGCAACAAAACGUGACAUUCGCCUCACCUGCAGUCUCAAAAACAACAGCUCCGGUCACUGCUGAUAAAGAAGUUGGGUUGUUCCCGAAACUGACGUCCCAAAAUGUAACACUCGGCCAGCUUUUCACGGCCGUCAAAGGUGUAAAACAGGACACUGGAGGUCGCAAAGAAGAAGAGGUGACUGAGGCAGAUCGCAGCUUCCCUCUUCUCUGGCUGCGACAUCUCCGAGCGUGGUAUGCCCUGCCACCCCUGGUGCAAGCCUUGCUUCCGGUCAUGGUCUCCCUGGACAACGAGCGGCCAGCAUCCUUUUUUCGGCUUCCCUACUACGAUGUCCGCGCACUGCCAGCUUACAAUUUUGCUGGCCUUGGUCAAGUUAUAGCUCGCGCGUUUGUUCACCGCACCAAAGAGUUGCUGAGCAAGAAUCCAGCCAUGAGUGAACGCGGGAACCGUUUCUGGGGAGCAGCCGCUGUCAUCAACCCUGGCGCCACUUACUGCCUGGUCAACGGCCGGAAACAGAACGGCAUUUCCCGACAAAGGACUCCAAACGCCACAAGAGGUUCCGAGCGGGCGAUGUGGGACCAGGGCUCCACCUUGAAGUUGAGCUACCUGGCCUUCUUGAGAUCGCGUCACGCGAAUGCCAGGACGUCUAAACCCAUGGAGCGGCUACCGGGAAUCCGCCUCUCCCGAGAGCAACUCUUCCUCACAAUGCAUUGCGCCCUAAGCUGCUCCAUGGGAGUUGGCAACGACACCACCGCCCGACAAAUGACAACCCGCAAUAAGUGCGUAGUGGACUACACGACGACACUGAAGCACUUCUUCCCCGGGCCGUGUGCGAAUUCUAGAAGAAUGAAUAACCUGGACGAAUGUAGCUACCUCUAGGCUGCUAUUAAAAAUUUGCGAGAAUUUCACAUGGGUAUACAUUAGCGUUGCUUAAAGGAGAAACUAGUCUG
Messenger RNA from Dermacentor albipictus, 2855 nucleotides. RefSeq lists its product as uncharacterized. NCBI's taxonomy places the organism in Eukaryota, Metazoa, Arthropoda, Arachnida, Ixodida, Ixodidae. Gene Ontology annotation, biological process: proteolysis. Gene Ontology annotation, molecular function: metalloendopeptidase activity. The record is from RefSeq and is a predicted model, not a curated record.